AUGGAAUCAAUCUCCCGAGAUUGUGAUGCUGCCAUUUCCACUUGGUUAGCUCUUAUUAGACCGGAGAGACCGAGAGAAUUUCUGGCUAUGGAUUUGGCCGAAUGGAUCCGCUCCAACCUUUCGAAUACAUCUUAUUUUCCGAUCAAUGGCUUUGAGUGGGAUUUGUUAUUCGGAUCUUUACUUUGGUGCCUAUGGACUCGGUGGAACAAACGAAUCUUUGAGACGGAUGCCAUUUUUUGGGAAAGUAUUCUUAGUUGUGGCCAUCGGCUGUGCGUUGAAGCGAAACAAACGGCGUUGCUGCAUAUCUCAAGCGAUCCGUUUGUUCACUGUGCAAAUCGUGAACUUGUUUCCUGUAAACCCCAUCCUACUUGCUUAUGCAAAAUAAAUACUGAUGGUGCUCAUAACCAGUCCUCAGGUCUAUCGACUUGCGGUGGGGUUAUACACGAUUCACAUGGAAACUGGGUGACGGGGUUUACUAAGGCUCUGGGGUAG
Hibiscus syriacus is the source of this 492-nucleotide messenger RNA. RefSeq lists its product as uncharacterized. Lineage: Eukaryota; Viridiplantae; Streptophyta; Magnoliopsida; Malvales; Malvaceae. The coding region runs from base 1 to 492 and encodes 163 amino acids. The record is from RefSeq and is a predicted model, not a curated record. The transcript has a single exon.